Messenger RNA from Pungitius pungitius (ninespine stickleback), 5728 nucleotides. RefSeq names its product AT-rich interaction domain 5B (gene arid5b). The coding region runs from base 298 to 3846 and encodes 1182 amino acids. Gene Ontology annotation, molecular function: transcription cis-regulatory region binding. NCBI's taxonomy places the organism in Eukaryota, Metazoa, Chordata, Actinopteri, Perciformes, Gasterosteidae. The transcript is spliced from 10 exons. Gene Ontology annotation, cellular component: nucleus. Gene Ontology annotation, biological process: regulation of transcription by RNA polymerase II. The record is from RefSeq and is a predicted model, not a curated record.
ACGUUAUUGCGAAUACGAUUAUAUUUCAAUAUUUUGCCCGAGCACGUGAUUCCGCCUAAUGGAAAUUCGCACCAAAACAUAAAAAAAUGUUUUUAUUUUAAUACGUGAGUACACAUACUUUCACAAUAUGAUUAUCAGUAUAUGUAGCACAAAAGAUAUUUUUUCCAAGCACUCUUAUUGGACUUAUACGCGAUGUUUUAAACUCCACGGGAAUAUGUCCCUUCCAGGACCUUCGCGAUCCAUUCAAGCCAGCAAGUUUGGAGAGCGUGUUGAGUUUAAUCAAUUCAUAACGUCGAGAUGGAGCCGAACUCACUGAAGUGGGUGGGCUCGUCUUGCGGUUUACAUGGACCAUAUAUAUUCUAUAAAGCCUUUAAAUUUAACCGGGACGGCAAACCGAGGAUUCUGUCUCUCGGCGACUUCUUCUUCGUCAGAUGUAAACCGGAGGAUCCUAUUUGCAUAGCGGAGCUUCAGCUGCUCUGGGAAGAAAGAACAAGCAAGCAACUUUUAUCAAGCUCCAAACUUUAUUUUCUACCAGAGGAUACUCCCCAGGGACGGACAGUCAUCCACGGAGAGCACGAGGUCAUCGCGGUGUCCGAGAAGGUGGUGGUGCGUCUGGAGGACCUGGUGAAGUGGACGGUGCCCGACUUCCCGGGAUGGACCCACUGCCUGAAGGGCGAGCCCCUCAAACCCGCCGUGCUGCGCGAGCUGGGCACCAACGGGAGGCGGGAGGCCCUGCACCGCUACCGGGAGAGCACCCUGACCAGCGGACUCAACUUCAAGGAUGUGCAGCGGGAGAGGGCGCAGCUGGGCCAGGAGGAGGACGGGCGGAAGGUUCUGGUCCUCAGCUACCCCCAGUACUGCCGGUUCCGCUCGGUGGUGGCGCGCCUCAGGGCGCAGCCGCCCUCGCUGCUCAUCGACCACACGGUGCUGGCGCUGGGCGGCAUCGCCGCGCUGGGCGGCGGCACCAGGAUCCUGUACUGCCGGGACACCUUCGAGCAUCCGGCCCUGCUGCAGAACGAGAGCGUCUGCGACGAGUUCGCUCCUAAUCUGAAGGGGCGACCUCGGAAGAAGAAGCUGUCCAUCUCUCAGAGGAGGGACUCCCAGGGUCAGGCUCAGGGUCAAGGUUCAUCAGGGUCGACCCCGGGGUCAACAGCUGUGGCGGCGCCGGACCCGUCCAGCCCGGACUGCAGAACCACCACCAAGGUCAAGCCUAACUGUAAAAUGGUCCCCAACGGAAAAAUCUCCUCGGCCAAACACAAGGCGUACGGCCUCGGCAAGAAGUCCUCCGCUGAGGACAAGGAGGGGGGCAAGGAUAAGGAAAAGGAGAAAGAGGAGAGGAGGGAGAGGGAGGAAAACAAAGAGGAGGAAACAUCAGAGGAGAGCCGAGCGGAGGAGCAAGCGUUCUUAGUGGAGCUCUACAAGUACAUGAAAGACCGAGACACGCCCAUAGAGAGGAUCCCCUUCCUGGGCUUCAAACAGAUCAACCUUUGGACCAUGUUUCAAGCUGCUCAGAAACUAGGAGGAUAUGAGUUAAUCACGGUCCGCAGACAGUGGAAGCAUGUAUAUGAUGAAUUGGGCGGGAACCCAAGCAGCACAAGUGCCGCCACGUGUACACGGAGACACUACGAGAGGCUCCUCCUCCCCUACGAGAGGCACGUCAAGGGCGAGCAUGACAAGCCCCUCCCCUUGGUCAAAGCCAAGAAGCAGGAGGGUGGCCCCGAGAAGCCUUCAGGAGCCAAAGCCAAGGCGGUGGGGGCCAAGAAAUUCAAAGGCUGCAACAACCCCAGGCCGGGGAGUAAAAAGGACAGAGGGGAGGCGGCGAAGGACCAAGAACAAUCGCAGGAGUCCGGCGGGAAAGAGGAGAACGGCGAGCCGCCGGCGACCACAAAGCAGGAGGGACCCCCGGGAGACGGGCCGAUCGUAAUAGAGGAGGAAGAGUUGCACGUCACCCUGAAGAAGGAGGAGUCGUUCGCGGUGGAGCCGCCGUCUUCGCCCGGCCUCAAGGAGCCGGACUGCAGGGCCCCGGGCGCCGCUCCCCGCUCCCUCCACGCGGGGCCGCACGGCCCCCGGCCCGAGUGGAGGCAAAUCGGCGACGCCCUCCAGGCCAAACUCGCCUGUGAGCAGCAGACCGAAGCGCGCUUCAUUCCUAAAAUCCCUUACCUGCCUCACCGCUGGGAUCAGAACAGAGCGCCUGGACACGUUGCUCUGCCCGAGCCCUCCUCCAGGGUCAGAGACUCCAUAGAAAGCCACGGCGGGCGGGUGGGCAAAGUGUUGCCCAUGUGCAAGCAGACGGACAGACAGUGCGUGGACCUGAGCUCGGAUUCCUUUCCGGAGAAAGAAGACCACGUGGCCAUUAAGAAGGAGUCCGCCCAGAACCCCACGCAGACGGCGGCCUACUGCAAAUCCAGCCAGGGGGUCAUGUCUCCUUUGGCCAAAAAGAAGCUCCUCUCCCAGGUGUGUGACUCCAACCCUUUCUCCUUCACGUCCCCUUGCCUCCAGCCGCCACAUCCCGCCACAGCGGCUUCCUCCCUCCCCGUCAUACCGGCACCCGAAAGGGAGAGGGAGAACCGAAAGGGGGACGAGGAAGCAGCGGCGGCGGCAGGGCAGAGGCACGGGGCGGCGUCGGACGUCACCCCGGAGGUGGCGCCCAUAUUCAGGCCGUCGGUCAUCCAGCACGCGCAGAGCAGCAAGCCUCACCAGCCGGAGCGGAGCGCGUCGGGGGAGCCGCCCGAGGCGUACGGCUGCCGGAUCGGCCGUCACCUCCAGCCUCAAGCCAACGCGCCGUGGCAGCCCUAUCUGCCGCAGGCCCGCCACGCCCAGGACGGCGCGGAGAACGCCGGGGAGGCGCUCCUCCAGGGCCCAGGUUCCCAGCCCCGGAGCUACACGGGCGACUGCUACUCCUCCCCCCACCUGCACAGCCUGUACAGGCAAACCGAGAGCUGCCUGAGCCAGGAGAGGAUGGUCGGCUUCCCCAACGGGGACCGGAGGGAGCGCUACGUCCGGGACCACGAAGGCAGCUUUGCCCGCGGCGCCCUGGAGCAGGAGGGCUUGGCCUACCGAUCCCACUACGGCGACAGGACUCAAACGCGCGUAGAGAGGAGGGAGGCGGACGACGAGCCCAGAGACUUUAGCGUUUCCAAACCCCUCUCCCAGAGGGGGUCCUCCUUCUCGAAGCCCUCGUUCUGCAGUCUCCCUUAUCCCAUCAUGCACCAGGGUUUGGAUUCCCACCCCAAGGCGUGCAGAGUUCCUCCCAUGACCAUCUCGCCCCCCACCAAACAGAACCCGGCAGAGUCGUCGCAGCCGUUCCCCAGCCCGAAGGCGCCGAGCGACGCGUCCCACGCGAGCCCCGUGCGGCCCGGCAAGCGGAGCCUCUCGGGGCCCGACGGCGAGGACGCCCCCGAGAGGAAGGUCCGCGUGGUGACGCCGGUGCACCCGGCCGGCUCCAUCCGCCGCGGCGACCCGGAGGAGCUCAAACUGGCCGAGCCGGCCCACGGCGUCCACCUCAACAACCGCCUCCCCGAGGGCCACCCGGCCGCCUACCCCCCGCACCUCUACACCGCCAUGUACCCGCCCGGCAGCCUGGUGUCCCCCGGGGACGCGCUGCAGCAGCAGCACCCGGGCCUGCAGUACCUGAAGAGCCAGUCGGCGGUGUCCCCCCUCAUGCCGCCGCUGGCCUUCCACUCCAUGAUGCUCCACAGGCAGCUGCUGGCCGCCAGCCCCAGCCCCCACCACUUCUACAGGCACCCGGGCGGGGCGGCGCUGUACGGGGACCUGCUGCACCUCUACCCCAUCUCCACCCUCCCGCCGCCGCAGCUGUCCUCGGUGCACCCCAGCACCAGACUGUGAGAGGGUGAUUCCCCCCCCCCCCCCGGCGUCACCCUCGCCCUCCUCCAUCCGUCGCGGACUCGCUCAGCUCGGCUCUUUCGCUCGGGGAUCGAAAAUAAAAACACUGAUUAUAAAAACCUGAGCAUCGUUCAGACUGAAAGAAAUUCCAUUCUCCUUUUUUGUAUUUGUUUGCAUUUGUUUUAUAUACUUUGCACUGUUCUCUGUCUGUAUCACCACUUACUGUAUCCUUUUUUGUCGCGCUCGUUGUAUCCUUAUUUGCACAAUGCUCGUGUGUAUGUGCUCACAAAUCAGUUUUGAGUCCGUGGGUCGUGUGAAAAGUGACUGAGAAGAAGCCAUUUGUUUACUGCAUCUGAUCUGGGCUAAAACUGCUCAAGAACACUACAACUGACACGACGACGACGACGACGUAAAUUUCAAUUCUUUAUAUAACUCGAGGUGCGUUCGCCUUGCAGAGACAACGUUUAAGAGCCCGUUCGGUGCAUUAUCACACUUGUUUACACGUCUCCACUCUGAAAGCUGAAUUCCCCCGGCCUCGCCACGCAGUAAACCCGCCUGGACUCCUCGGGGGAAACAGACUUUGAAACAACGCGGUGCUGAACAGAGUCGUGUCACAGCGUUUAAACAGGUGCCGUGGUUUUUUAAACACAUGUACGGCACAUGAGUCGGUUCAGGUUUUUGUUCUUCAUGUGCGUCAGUCCACAGUAGACAACGCGAGCACUUGCCCAUGUUUCAAUCUGGUGGCAAUUCCCGAAUGUUUUGUCUUUUGAAUGAACAGCCGUUUUUUUUGUUAUUUUUUUUUUUUUUAUCAUUUCUACUCUCCGAAUGGAAAGCAGUUUGAUGGUGAAGGCCCGUUUGUGAUGAGUCCACCGUAGCAGCUUGUGUUUGUCGGACCAGCAUAAUGAAGCAGCCGUCUGCUGUGGAAUGCCCACCACAAAGAAAAUCACCAUUUCAACCUUUUUGUUCUCGACUUGAAAAAUGCUCUUAUUUAGUGAAAAUAUAUAUUUUUUUUAUUCAACCCGCUGAAAAGACUCACUGUAUGAUUUUGAUAGGAAUGUUGUCACUUAGGAUAUUAUUGCUUUGCAAAUAUCUGUGCCUUUCGCAGUCUCGGAUUAGAGUUAGCACUACAGUUGUUAAGGUUUAUCUUCUGUAGCAGGGUAGAAAUAUCAAUAUUACUGUCACUCUUUACUGAAAUGCAGCGCGCAGACACUCAUACAAUUCCAUGGCACACUUGGCUCUCAGACACCAGACUUGAUACGAAAGGCACGAAACGUAGAGUCAUUUCUUUAAAUGGAAACGGUUCUGCUUAACCUUAUGGUUGGUGUUUGUGCUUUAAUGACUCUAUUUACUUUAACUGAACUGUGUCAGACAGUCAAUUAUAGAAAAACUGAAAGUAUUCGCUGGUAUUGACACCGGUCUGGUGUCUGUCACCCGCAGGGCAUGUGUGCUUUGGGUGUUUUUUAGAAGUGAUGAAAAGAUACCAGAUACCAGACUCCAUAAAAUAUGCCGACCGUGUUCCAUGGCCUGAGGUGAAACAACAACACCUGCUUUGGCUUUUUACAACCACUAUAAUUGCAAUCCAGGAUAGCCGAAAUACACAGUCCAACGCGUCUGGUUUUUCAAAAAGAAGAAGCUGUAAACGUGUGUAAAGUUUAACUGAAUAAGACAUUUCUGAUAAAUGACUGUACGUUGCUGUGUGUAGGUGAAAGUGGCAUUAGUGCUGGCUCCUGUACAGAACAUUCAUACGGGAUCAUUUCAUGACAACCCUUAUCGUCUUAUUUUUCUGUGUAAAUAGCACUGUAGAUACUACCGCGUGGUUAUUGUCAUAUAAACUGUUAUAAUCUGUAAAUAGUACAAAAACAGUAUAAAAGUCGGUUACACAAUC